This is a messenger RNA of Oryza brachyantha (malo sina), 618 nucleotides long. Its product is annotated as syntaxin-132-like. Gene Ontology annotation, biological process: vesicle-mediated transport. The record is from RefSeq and is a predicted model, not a curated record. The transcript is spliced from 6 exons. Lineage: Eukaryota; Viridiplantae; Streptophyta; Magnoliopsida; Poales; Poaceae. Gene Ontology annotation, cellular component: membrane. The coding region runs from base 1 to 447 and encodes 148 amino acids.
AUGGGUCACGGGAGUGGGGAAGGCAGUGAGGUACAUUUGUUUCCAUAUUUUAACAUUCCAAUUUUACAGGAUUCGUUUGAGCUCCCUCGGGGGGGAUCUUCAAGAGAUGGGGACAUUGAAAUGGGAAUGCAUCAGGCUGAUCCUUCAGACAACCUAAAAGAUUUCUUGAAAAAGGUCGACGCAAUUGAAAGCCUAAUUGCUAAGCUGACGAAUCUCUUGCACAAGCUUCAGGCUGCAAAUGAGGAUUCCAAAGCAGUUACAAAAGCAAGGGACAUGAAAGCAAUUAAACAGAAGAUGGAGAAAGAUAUUGAUGAAGUGGGGAAAGUUGCUCGCAUGGCAAAGACAAAAGUUGAUGAAUUGGAAAAAGAUAACUUGUCAAAUAGACAAAAGCCUGGAUGGGGGAAGGGAUCUGCGGUAGAUCGAUCAAGAGAAGAGACUACCGGGUAAAUUUACUGGUGAUUUGUUUUUUUCAGUUUGUUGACUGCAUAAAACCAUGAACCAGUUGUUCAUUCACUGUGGUUUCUAAAUUCUACAAGAGAAGGAGCGCAUGGAUGAUUUUCAGGUACUGAAUUUCCUUAACUGGAAUGUCUAACUUGCCAUUUAUGUGGUGAUUCUGCU